Molecule: messenger RNA, 5680 nt
Organism: Oncorhynchus mykiss (rainbow trout)
Lineage: Eukaryota; Metazoa; Chordata; Actinopteri; Salmoniformes; Salmonidae
Product: acetylcholinesterase
Biological process (GO): acetylcholine catabolic process; choline metabolic process
Cellular component (GO): plasma membrane
Molecular function (GO): acetylcholinesterase activity
Source: RefSeq, a predicted model, not a curated record
GUAGCCUACUACUUUUCUUUUUUUUUUCAUUUGUGGAGCGCUUUAUCAGCGGCAGUCUCCCCCGCCGUCCUAACAGCACAGUAAGGGGUCACUACCCCCACUCAAUACAGAGAGAGAGAGACGGGCACAAACACCUAGGGCUGACAGCAAAGCAGCGAAGACCGUAAUUAAACCGCGCGUCUUUGCUCCCCGACCAGAAACCCUCACUCACCCUCUAACUGUGCCGAGGACACUGGGUUUAACUUCGUCUAAAUAGGUUGACAGGGCGAGGAUCGCUUGUCUCCCAGGGGAUUCUGCGAAACAGCGUCUUUAGCCGGGUUGGACCCACUAGGCUACUAACUAGCCAGGGAAGGUCAAACGCACAGCCUGAGCCCAGUGGCGCGCUCGGUUCGGCUCGAGCUCAGUGCGUGCAGCAGCUGCUGUCUGUCCUUUUAUAGACAUUCUGCUGGAAAUGACACGAUCUAGCCUCGCUCCUCUGUCAUUCUCGUCGAUCUGAGGGACUCCAGACAGAACAGAGACCACACACUUCUGACUACCUGAAACCAGAACCAGGAAGUAAACAACACAGAAAACAACAUCAUGAAGACCUCCACCGUCUUCCUCUCGCUCCUCGCCUCACUCUCUUGUUCCCAGAGCGACUCUCCGGAACUCAUCGUGACAACGCGGGCAGGAAGCUUACGCGGCAUCCGCCUACCGACGCCCGACAGGAGUCACGUGACUGCUUUCCUCGGCAUCCCAUUCGCCGAGCCCCCGCUGGGCAAGAAGCGCUUCCGUAAGGCGGAGCCAAAGAAGCCGUGGUCGGGAGUGUUCGACGCUAGCUCCUACCCCAACGCCUGCUAUCAGUUCAUUGACACUUCUUUCCCCGGGUUCCAAGGAUCUGAGAUGUGGAACCCAAACAGGGAGAUGAGUGAGGACUGCCUAUACCUCAAUGUCUGGGUACCAACCUCCCCCAGACCUCACAACCUCACCGUGAUGGUGUGGAUCUACGGUGGAGGCUUCUACAGUGGCUCCUCCUCCCUGGAUGUGUAUGAUGGACGUUACCUGGCCCACUCUGAGAAGGUGGUGGUGGUGUCCAUGAACUACCGUGUCGGGGCCUUUGGUUUCCUGGCUCUUCCUGGCUCUUGGGAGGCCCCUGGGAAUGUGGGGCUCCUAGACCAACGUAUGGCCCUCCAGUGGAUCCAGAAUAACAUACAUGUCUUUGGGGGCAACCCCAAGCAGGUGACCAUCUUUGGGGAGAGUGCAGGAGCAGUCUCUGUGGGAAUACACCUCCUGUCUCCAGACAGCCGCCCCACCUUCGCCCGAGCCAUCCUCCAGAGUGGAGUCCCCAACUGUCCCUGGGCCACUGUUACGCCCGCUGAAGCCCAGCGGAGAGCUGCCAUGUUGGGGAAACUGGUGGGCUGUCCCUCUGGGGGUAACGACACAGAGCUGGUGGACUGUCUCCGUAACAAGCCCCCCCAGGACCUCAUCGACCAGGAGUGGCAGGUCAUGCCAUGGUCGGCCAUCUUCCGUUUCUCCUUCGUGCCGGUCAUCGAUGGCGUGGUCCUUCCUGACAACCCAGAGGCCAUGCUGUCAUCAGGCAACAUCAAAGACACCCAAAUCCUGCUGGGAGUCAACCAGGACGAGGGCUCCUUCUUCCUCCUCUACGGAGCCCCCGGCUUCAGCAAGGACAACGAGUCAUUGAUCUCCCGUGAGGACUUCCUGGAGAGCGUGAAGCUGAGUGUCCCGCACGCCAACGAAAUCGGCCAGGAGGCUGUGGUGCUGCAGUACACUGACUGGUUCGAUGAGAACAAUGGAGUGAAGAACCGAGACUCCCUGGAUGACGUGGUCGGAGACCAUAAUGUCAUCUGCCCUCUGCAGCAGUUUGCCAGGACCUACUCCCAGCUCCACUCUAACCUGGGUGCCAACAAUGGACAACAGGCGGGCAACGCUGGGGCCAUGACCAAGGACGGGAACUCACAAAGUGGAGUGUACCUGUACCUGUUUGACCACCGUGCGUCUAACCUGGCGUGGCCUGGGUGGAUGGGCGUUAUCCAUGGUUACGAGAUAGAGUUUGUGUUCGGCAUGCCACUGGAGAAGAGACUCAACUACACAGCCGAGGAGGAGAAACUGAGCCGACGCAUGAUGAGAUACUGGGCUAACUUCGCACGCACCGGUAACCCCAACAUCAAUUUUGACGGCAGUGUGGAUAGCAGGCAGAAGUGGCCGCAGUUCACCAACAGUGAGCAAAAACACGUGGGGCUGAACACAGAAUCUCUGAAGAUCCACAAGGGCCUGCGGAACCAGCUGUGUGCAUUCUGGAACCGCUUUCUGCCACGCCUCCUCAAUAUCACCGAUAACAUAGACGAGGCGGAGCGUCAGUGGAAGGUGGAGUUCCAUCGCUGGUCCUCCUACAUGAUGCAUUGGAAGAGCCAGUUCGACCAUUACAGCAAGCAGGAGCGCUGCACUGACCUCUGAGGAGAGGAGAGAGAGAGAUGCCGACCAUGUCCUUCCAUAUUAUCCUACAUGUCUUCAUGUGAUAUGUUGAGGCUGUUAUAUUUAACUCAAUGUGUUUUUUCUGGUUUCCAUUGCAGAGGUUAUAGCAGGUCUAUAAGACUAUUCAUCAGACAGGAGUUAUGGAAGGAGAUGGUCAUUGAUGAAGAGUUUGAAUAGGUGUGUGUUUGUGUGUGUGGUACGACUGAACCUCUGGGUCCCACCCACCUCAUUUUUUUUUUUUUUUUUAAAACUUUUUUACUAUUUUCCAGUUGAUACAAAUUUCACGAUCUGCUCAUUUGAAAUGAUCUUUAUUUAAAACAGCUAGUGUUGUCUGUCUAUGUAUCUGUUCACUUGUCUUGAUCUCAAAUAUUCUUCCCUCUGGUUAUAUAGUGCUGUUCAUUGUAUCUCUGUGUAGUGUCUUCUGCUGUCUCAAAUUGUGCACCACUUGGCUCUGGUCAAAGUAGUGUACUAGGAAGAGUACUACAUAGGGAAUAGAGUGUGAUUUGGGAUUGAGUCUGUGUGGGUCCAAAUGUAAAACCUAAAACCAUUGAUCAACUGUUAUGUUAGUCUAGGAAUCUGGAGCCAUGUAAAUCCCUGUGUUCUGGGUUAGAAAAUAACUGCACUGAAACUGUGUGUGUGUGUGUUACAUGUCCAUCUUGAUGAUCACUGCUUUGGUAUUGGUUUUCAAUCCAUAGUGUGUUUAUGAACUGUGUAUGCACUUGUCUGCAUAUAUUCACAUAUCUCUGUCAAUCGCCUAUAUGUAGCUAAACUAACCCCUCGUAUGCCAGUACACCUACUGUUUGUUUUAGUGCGUAUUAUUAUAUUUUGUGUGUGUGUGUAUGUGUACUGCUGAUGUUGUCUCUGUACCAACGGUUGAUGUGUUUCUCUCCUCCAUCCCCCUCUCCAUCUAUCCCUCCUCCUCUCUUCUAUUCCUAUCUCGCUCCCUCCCAUCUUUCUCUCUAUUCCUAUACAUCUCUCUCCCCACUUUUUCCACCUCACUGUUUCUUAUCUCUCCAUCUCUCUCUCUCUCUUCCAUCCAUCUCUCCGUGUCCCCAGAGGAUGAACGUUCUCGUUAGUCUAAUGGAGGCUGAAGUAAUUCACUCAGAGCGUGGGUGUGUGUGUGUGUGUGUGUAAUUCACUUAGAGCGUGUGUGAAACAGCAGGAUGCUGCGUCUGCCUUUUACUGGCUAUGAGACUGACAGGCCUGGCUGUGCUGUAUACUGCGGUGGCUGGGUUUGAAGGAGAGAGAGGGUGGAGGAGUAGAGAGUGGAAUAGGGGUGAGAUGAGAGAGAGAUCAGGUAGAGGGGAAGGAGAGAGCGAGAGAUGGAGGAACAAAGAGAUAGAGAGGGAUAGAAAAAUUAUAAAACAGGGUUCUGUGCUCCUCCUGUCUGUACCACAGUUAUUGAUCUUUAAUGGGACAUAUGCAUAAUACCUCUGUGUGGGUUUUGAUUCCUCUCUUUCAGUAUGUUAUUUUACUGUUACACUUGCAUGCUUCAGGUUUACACCAACUACUGUGUCAGUAUAAUGGACUGUUGUGAGUUUGGCUGCUCUCUUGAGGGCUUUGUGAUAAGUAUGUCAGCCUGACUGACUGUGUAUGUUUACUGUCAGUCUGAACCUCUGUCCACCUCUGUCUGUAUAACUCUACAGCUGUCUGUCUGUCUCUUCGUAUGUCUGUCUGUGUCCAUCUGUGUGAUGGUGUGUGACGUCGUCUAUUUGUGAUGUCAUAUGUGCGUGAUGUCAUAUUGAUUUGAACUCGCGUCCGUUGACACUGUGGAAGAAAUCAGGAUCAGCCUUGUGAUUGGUCAGUGGGUCUUUCUGUGAAGCAUUGUGAUUGGUUUAUUUACCUGGCAUGUAGAACUCCUAUUUAAUGACUGGAGUAGAGUAGUCUAGCUUUAAAAAUAAAAUAUAUAAUGUAUAUUGAAAAGAAUUGUAAAAAGUGAAAGACUGUCUGUAAUUACUUAGAUACUGGAUGAGUCCCAAAUGGCCUCUAUUCCGAUAGGGCCCUAGUCAAAGAUAGUGGGCCCUGGUCAAAAAGUAGUGCACUACGUAGGGAAUAGGAUGCUAUUUGGGACAUGCCCACUUUGUUUGACUGAAAAUAAUGCAUGUGUGUAUCACAGGAGGUUAGUGUUAACCUUAAAUGGGGAGGACGGGCUCGUGGUCAUGAUUGGAGCGGAAUAGGUGGAAUGGUACCAAACACAUGGUUUCCAGGUCUUUGAUGCCAUUCCAUUUGCUUCGUUCCCGACAUUAUUGUGAGCCGUUCUGCCCUCUGCAGCCUCCUGUGGUGUGUAUGAAUGGUUGUGUGCGUGAGUGUUCCGAUGAUGAGUGAGUGACAGCUGCUCAAGCACCUCUUGUCCAUUAAAGAGGGCCUGCUUAACCUUUCUCCUCCAAUAAUAUCCCCUGAUGCAUGUGCCGAGCACCCACCCCCUUUCUCUGUAUUCUACUCCAAAUGUAUGACUGUUAUUUUCUGUAGCGAUAUAUUCCCUGAUGUACUGAUUUGUAUUUUGAUGAUUAUUACGAUUAUUACGACUACUAUAGCUUUGAGAUUAGAGUUGACGUGAGCAAUAAUAUAAAACAUAUGAUGAAAAUAUAUUUGAUAUUUAAAUGCAUUGACAUUUAUUGUGUGAUGAUGAUGGAUGGAUAUUAUUACCAUUAACAAUGAAAGGGAGGCUAAUACCUGGAUAAGUGUGUGUGUGUGUGUGUGUGUGUGUGUGACAUCCUUUGAUUUGAAUUGUUGUAUUUUUUUUCUUAUGUUCUAUAUAUUUUUCUGAUUUAUUUAUCUUUUGUUAUAUACUUUUUUUUUUAAAUCCAACAGUAUUACUACAGUCUACUAGUACAUAGAGUAUACUAUAAUGGUAUACACAGUAUAGACAGUAUACUAGUACUAGAGUAUUACUACAGUAUACUAGUAUAUAGAUUAUGACCCUGGCCAUGACCCCACUCUCCGAGGGUGUCUCAGAGGUAGUUGGGAAUGCAAAAAACACAUUUCCAAUUUGGACAACUAUAAGCACCGAACAAAUUAUUAUUAUGUUUAUACAGUAUAGUAUUUACUGUAUACUAGUACUACUACUACUCCUGCAUCCUCAUUUGUUAUGGUCACUAGUACUUUAAAUAAUACAUUAGAAUGGCUUUUGUAGAAGUAUGUAUUCAUGAAUGCCAGCUUGUUGUUUGUGAAAUUGCAACAAAAUAAAGACACCUUGCUGCUGAUCAGU